AUGAGAGCACGGAUCAAAACUUCCUCUCCUCCAGUCGGUUUGUUCUUUCUUGAGAUCCUUGCUUAUGACACGGAAUAGGGAUCCGUAUGUUUGGUUAAAUUCCAGAAAGUCCAGAAUUUUUCCGAAAACAAGCACAAAAUUUAGAAAGCUUUCGAAAAGUAACCCUGAAAUGAGAAGUGGUCCUAAAACCUGAGCACCGCUGGAAAUUAUUCAGUGGAAAAUGAUAAUUCAAAUCAACUAAUAUUAUUAUUUUUUAAGGAUACUAAUCUAACGUUUUUCAAGUUUUUCUUUCCAAUUUUCAAAACAGAACUUGUUUCAGAAGCGGCUAUCUUUUUGUUGUUCGCUAUUUUCCUGACCAGCCAAACAACCGCUCAAGAAUGUUUUUUCUUUUUUGCUUUUUUCCUCUAGUAUCGUUCUUUCAGCGUGCUGCGUUACGCCUAUUUUUGGCUUUGGGAAGGAUAGUUUUGAUGGCGGGUGCACGAAGUGCAUAAAAGGAGAAUUCAUCGUCAAACAACAGACUUAUGUACCAGGCACCGCUCUAGGGGCAUCAGCAACUUUGCUUUCUGCCUCUCGCAUAGUUUUGGAAGACAAUGUGGGAAUUGCGAGUUUCGAAAAGUUGCAUACUUUAUAUUUCAACGCCACCGACUUCAAAUCCUUUCCAGGUUUUUACUAUUUGGUAUCAUCGAUGUAGUUUUUUUUUCAAUUUAAAAUUGAGUUCACGAGCGUGUGAUUCUGAAAAGUAUAUCUCAGUAAUGUAUAUGGUGUUUACGCGCUUAUAAAGACGAGAUAUAGAAGAUCUCAUACUGCCUAUUAAUAUGCUUUUUGUUCAUUUCUCUCAAAUUCCCAACGUCAUUCUUGAAGCAUGAAAGACAUUUUCAGAGCCGUUAAUCCGUGUCCGAAGAUCCGAAGUUGCUGACAAUGCGUUCAGUCAGCUAAAAAACAUAACCAUCUUCCCAAUGGAUCCUUAUUGUCAGAAGGGGACAUUUCUGGAUAUAGACAACAUGAAACAGAAACCUUGGGAUCAUUUGAGAAAGUUGGAAAAGGUUAAACUUGAAUUAUAAGCUUGUAGCGAAACGAGCUACAAUGUUUAUUCGAUUCAAAACCCAAACUUUUUCAGGAUUUGCUGGCAUCGUGCCCUAAACCAACCACGCAGGCCCCAACUCCGGCUCCAGCUCCAAAUGUGCCACCGAGUUCCGCACCAAGUUCGCCACAAAGCUCCGGACCACUUUCGAAGCCGAUUUCGACGCAAAGUUCGUCUUGCCCACCAGUGCCUGAGUGUCCAUCAAUUCCAUCGGCUGAAAAAGCUUCUGGUUAGUCUUAAAAAAUCGAAAAAUGCGAAAAAGCAGAAAAUCGCUUUAAAAAUUUUUAUAUUUGAGACUAUUAACGAGAGAUCCUUCAAAUUCAAUUUUCAUCUGACUCAUAAAGUCGUUCGAGACUUAUCGAGCGUUUAAACACAGACGAAUCAAGAAGGUGCCAUAAUGUGUCCACAAUGGUACCUCUCAAAAUGGAUCGUAAAGACCCGAUAAUGUGUCCAUCGUGAGACCUCCGGCAUACCUUUUAGCAAUAUCUGAGCCAUCUUGGAGGUACUUCAGAGUCUCUCUCUAGCCCCUCUCAUUUUGCUCAAAAUCCUGAGAGUUGUACUCGAGGUACCAUCGUGAGACUUCAGAGCCUGCGAGAUACCUCUGAGGGUCUCGCGCUACCCUUUCUUGCCUAUGAAUAGUGGAGAAGACGCACCGACCUUUUACUAUUAGAUAGGUUAGAAAAUGAAUACAUAAUUAAAUUGCUUUUUAAUUAAGUCUUAAGCCUUUUUCGAAAUGGUUAUCGAGAACGUGUUAUUGUGUACCGUUUGAUGUAUAGUUUGUACAAGUUUACCUCUAUCAAAAAAAAAUGAAAUAUUGGUUUUAUGGCAACUGAACAGCUGAAGUUUUUUGUGUUCUUUUUAAAAAUGGGUAAUGGAGAUUCUUCAUUCAGAUAGUCAGUGUUAGAUUCUGUUUGAGUACUUUUCUGGGUUUUCUCCAUGUUUCCACCAAUUUCCUCUGGUUUUGGUUCACUAUUGCGCUUUUACGAAAAAACCAAUUUAAAAAAAAAAAACAGUGUAUAGUCAAUGUUUCCCGACUUGAAAGGCGUGGGAGGCGUGGCAGGGGGCGGGACGCGUAGCGUGUGCGUACGCGGUUCUUGGCACGUGUUCAAUUCAAUCGCUAGCGAGCAUUCAGAGAGCUUAUUUAUUGCUCUUUUCACUUUUUUUUAAAUUAUUUAUUGAUUAUGUUCAUGUGUGCAUCAAAAAAUAGAAGAAAAUAUAGAAAAAGAGCGGUGGCCGAGCUUUUUAAAUAGUCGGCGGCGAAUGACUUGAACUGGCGCCAAGAACCGCGUACGCACACGCUACGCGUCCCGCCCCUUGUCCCGCCUCCCUCGCCUUUCAAUUCAGGAAACAUUGACUAUAUCUCACCAUCGCUAAAAGGGGCUUUGCGGUCCCGUAGUACCUACUUCUGAUGGGUCUUAUUGCAGAAGGAAUGCCGAUCAUGGCGAUCGCGAUCACUUCACUGUGUUGGAUGGUUAUAACUGGCCUCCUACUGGCUUUGAUGUUCUUUUUCCUGAGAAGAAAGGCGCCGCCGUCGACUGGAUUCGAGAAGGAGUUCGAAGAAUACGCCCAAUGUGGUCAGUUUGAGCUGAUUUCUACUCCAACUUUGAAUUCUCACUUACAGUCGCUCUGAUGGUAUGUUACGUUCACACGACCUACUACAGCCUGCUGCUGCAGCAUAAAUGCUUUUGUAUGUAACUGAGUUUUGGACGUUUUGUGUAAUCUUGAUCGAUUAAGUGGACAAUAUUAUCAACUGUUUGACGGCAUAUGAGCAACGGACGGCCUGCUUUCUCAAAGAAACAGGAGCAGGAAUACGUACUUGUGCACAGCGUCAGUUUCUCAUUCUCAAGCAGGGUUGUGCGAGAUGAGACUUUUUGAGUUCGAGACGAGAGAAUUUAUUCGAAAAAAUUUCGGGACGAGAUGAUGUAUUGUCUCGAUCUUUCGAGACAAGACGAAACAUUUUCUAAGACCCGUCUCGAAAAUAUGCCAUGGAAUAUUUUGACACAUUCCUUCCGAACGGCGUCACGUGUUCAAGGACAAAAACUUUAAAAAAUCAUAUCUCCAAAACUAAAAGUUUGCGCAGAUAGAUACACCGAGACGCACUAUCGCAUACUCGAAAUUGUUUUUUUUCAAUUUUAGCAUUUGCAAUUUUUUAUACCUUGAAAACCGAGCUUCAGAAAAAAAAAAUCAUGGAGAGAAAGUAGAAAUUAAAAAAACCUCGUAUGGCGAAAUGUUUGUUUAAAUUCGAAAAAUCAUCAAAAAACUAGAAAAAAAUUAUAUAAUUUAGAUGAUUCAUAUAACAAAAUCUUCAAACAGCAUCAGCAAAUUCAAUUUGGCUCUAAUUUACACAAAACCGGUUUCAAACUACGUCAAAAGAACUGGAUAAUAAAUUUGGUUAUAGAAAAAACGUCAAACGAAGUAAUAAUGAAGUAAAAAACCAAAAAUAUGCUUUUUGUCAAUUAACUCUUUCCGUAAAUCUUGAGAGAUCUUUAGAGGGUGGCUCUUGUAAUUCAGAAACAGGUCCUGGACAGAUCAAAACUACUGUAGUAGUACGUUUUACGGUGCCCAUACCUGUUUUUUUUUUCUGCAUUUUCUUUCACUGACGAGAACUCCGUGCAUUUUAACCGGUUUUUUUUCGUUUGCAGCUGUUUCUUCUAAGGAGUAUUGUAGAACAUAACCGAUUGUAUGUUUCCCUCACCUUGUUCCCUUAAACGGUUAAGAGAAACUGCGUAAAAAGCAAUGAAAUGCCAAAAAUGCAACUAAAUAUACGAAGUUUUUUGGUCAGCAAAGAGAUGUGGCAUUAUGGUCCCUAGUUUUAUCAUCUGUGCAAAAUUCAAGUCUCAGAAAAGAAAAAAAAAUUUUUCAGUUGACAAGAUGGAUGACAUCUUCGCUGAAGCGAAUAGGAGGGAUACAAUUCUGGGACAAGGAGGAACUUUAGAAAAAAACAAAAAAAUCAUGGAAAAACGUGGCCUACAGGAAACUUCAUUUUCAAUCAUGUCAGUAACUCGCACGACGAUAAGGAUAUAUAUCUUUUGGUCGCGAGAUUCAUCGAGUCGAAAAAAGGAAGAAAAUGCACCGAAACUGUCGAAAUCCUUGCUCCAAACCUAGAAGGAUCAACAAAAGAGGUUUCCAAGAAGGAAAAAGAUAAGGCACGGAAAAAAGGUGAGAAGGAGGUCAAAGGAAACACUAAGAAAGAAAAUGUGGACGAAGAAAAAGAAGAAAAGCGCCAAAGUGCGGGAUUGAGUCUGGAUCUGAGCGUAAAGACGCAGGAGAACAACAUAAAGAGGAAGAAUAAGAUUCCGGAACAUGUCAAACAUUUGGAUAACACGGUAGCCAAGUGGAUGAACACCAAGCCCAAUACUAAAGAAGAGAAGAAAAAUUGCCGAUGCUUGUCAGUCUAUAUCUUUUCGACUAGCCUCCAUUUAAAAAUUAAUUGAAUUUUUGGGCGCGUUUGUGCGAAAAACAGUCCCUUCUUCUCUAUAAUCGCUUUUUUUCGGUCAAAAAAACCUUUUUUUCCAGCCUGCGCGAGAACGUUAGUGGGAAAAAGCUUCUAUCCAAAAGGAAACUCUUCAUUGAAAAAUACUUCUUUGAAAUCUACUUUUUCCAAGUCAACAUGGGCUUCUCGCGUUUAUUUUUUUACUCAAUACUGUAUCUAUUUCGCUUUUUUUAUUAAGGAGAAAAAAACGUAAAAACAAGGUUUCUUUUUUUCCGGAUGCAAAAAAAUGCGUCAAAAUAAUGCUGUGCAAGUGACGUUUUUCUGCACAAACGCGCUCUUUCGAGUUUAUCGAAAACUACUCGGAGAUUGCUAACUCGAGUCUGCCGCGGAUAGGACGUGCCAGGAGAAUUCUAGGGAUCACUUAAGAGAGCUAACGCUACUAAAGUGGUUAUUAGAGAAAUUCUCCGACACGUUCGAUUUGCGCUCGGUUUGAGUUGAACAGGUCCGAAUGUGUCAUCACGGCUCCUAAUACUUUCUCUGGUGAACUGCUUGUCUACUUUGCAAUUUUCAGGGCUCUCGUUGGGCGUGAUCGACCGGCUGCUGACUGAAAUUAAUGAAACCGGCAGAAAAUUCGCCAUGAGUACGUUAUAGGCGUUGUUUAAGAAAAAUGUGUUUUAGUAUUUAGUAUAAUCAUAUGUUUUAGUAAUAAGUUUUAGUAGUAAGAAAAAAAGCGUAUUUAUUUCACUCCCUAAAGAUUACUUACUCGUUAAAAUAAAUCAGAAAUUUCGAGUUACAGAUUAUAACCAAAUCACGUUCCAAGUGUGCAGGAUAGUCAUGAACGAAGUUAAAGAGCGGACCUUGAUCAACAACGAACAGGCCUACGAUCCGGAGAACCCGAGAGGAAAGAUCAAGAAUAUGCAUGGUAAUGUCCUUUUCCAUUAGGUUUCUAUCUCAAUUUGUUUUGCUGAAAAUCUGCCUUUUACUUUGUUAAAAUGGCUAUUUAUAUUUUUUCUGAAGACCCCGAUUUCUAGAGUUUAUCCAUGUCCUCGAGCACCUGUACACGGAUGAGGAUCCGCAGGCAGAGAGGCUGAAGAUGGACCUGACAAUAUACGAAUGGAGCCGCUUUUUGGAUUUUCAUUACAUGGGCUUCGACUACAAUGAACACAAAGGAUGUGAGUUUCAAGAGUAAAAUUCGAGCUUCCCGGAAGUUCGGCGAAAUAUAGUAUUUUUCCGCUCGACACAAAUCGAUUUUUCAAAAAUAGGAUGAAAUAACACCACACUACCUCACUGACAACAUACAAGCUGAAUAUUAAUGAGAAGUUUCGGAGUGCGGAAAAAAACAGAGACUUAUUGUUGGCAAACUGGAAAAAAAGUUCACGAAAAGCAAAUAAAACAAGAGAUGGAAGUUCCUAUCUCACUAAAAACCUUCCAGCCCUUGUUUACGUGAGGCCGUCGCCGAUGCAUGGGGAGCCUUUCAGUCAAGCUAUGCUCCGUUUGGAAAGUAAGUGUGAAGGAGAGAAAUGAUUUUAUUUUAAGAGUUAGGCGAGUGAUUGCUAUUGUUGUAUAGUGUGGUAGAACGAUCGAUAUAGUCUGUUCAGAUUUUGAAUGUCAAGCAGCUAACUCCGCCCCAGCUGAGAGGGUACCUUUUCGCGUCGAUGUUUUAUCGCGCCGGACUAAUUUUGAUCUUUUUUGAUCUGAAAGAUAGAAAAAGAGGUCAAAAAAGCAGCCUUAUUAAAGGGCCACUGGCAUAUGUAGAUAAAACAUUGACGCGAAAGAUAUUUUUGCCAUGGGGGUGGAGUUAGCUGCUUGACACUCAAAAUCUGAACAGACUAUGUUUUCUGUGUACCACGACUUGAAAUUUCACCGAACGAAAUUCCGUUCUUCCGCUGCGUCGCGAAGCGUCUUUGCGAGCCUCGGUUUCGCUUUGAAUUGGUUCUCAUUUGUUAUAGAUGGACUGUUCCACUAGGAACACGUGUUGGUCGAGUUCUUAAAUAAAAUGAAAAAUUGAAUGCGCGCAAAGGCACGCAGCGGAACAGCUCUACUGAAAUCGUGCAAAGUGCAGUGCCUAUGCCGGCAUUCUGCAAAAAAAGUUGCAUGCAUCCUGAAUAUCAGAGCUUUGCAUUUUGCCUAGAAGUUCUUCGCAUUUUGCAUUUCUUUUUGCUCACUUUUGUAUAGACGAAUAAAAGUGCAAAAUGUGAGGUACUUCUGUGCAAAAUGCAUAGCACUGAUUUGCAAGAUGCAUGAAGCUUUUUUGGAGUGUGCUGGCAUAGGCACUGCCUAUUGCAAUAGUUCUGUAGAGUAGCGGAAUGUCGUUCGGUGAAAUUCCAAGUCGUGGUACACAUACUAUAACAAUUCUUUUUAGUAUAUAUAUAUAUCUUUUUAGUGUUUUAUUGUGAUAUAUAUAUAUAUAUAUAUAUAUAUAUCUUUUUAGUGUAUAUAUAGCACAAAAAAAUUUGAAAUAUCAAAAAUUUCACUUGGCAGUCAUUUUUUUCAUAAAUUAGUUCGAAAGUGCUCGGAACAACUUUAAAACGUGAGCAGGGGGUAGUAUCAUAAAAAAAUAUAAAAAAAUAUGUUUCAAAAACCGUAUCUCAGUGGAAAAAAAGCGAAAAAGGAAUCAGUACCCCCGCGCGUGCGCUACCAGCUCUACAGAACUUUUUGCAAUAGGCAGUGCCUAUGUCAGCACACUCCAAAAAAGCUUCAUGCAUUCUACAAAACAGUGCUUUGCUUUUUGCACAGAAGUGCCUCGCAUUUUGCACUUUUUUUCGUCCAUACAAAAGUGAGCCCAAAAAGAAAUGCAAAAUACGAAGAACUUCUAGGCAAAAUGCAAAGCUCUGAUUUUCAGGAUGCAUGCAACUUCUUUUGCAGAAUGCCGGCAUAGGCACUGCACUUUGCACGAUUUCAGUAGAGAGUGCCUGAGAUGUUAUUCUAACUUUUUCAUUAUUUCGUUAAUGGCGUGUUCAUCGCAAAAAAACGGAACAUGCUUCAAAAACGAAGAACAGUACUGAUUUUUUUGUUUUGGAGCAAUUUUUCGUUUUGUCCGAUGAACACGCCAUAAGAAAUAGCUUUAGAAAUUCCCUCGAAGAAAUAGUUUUUUUCCUUUUAGAAGUUUAAAAUUGUUGAAGGUCAAGUAUGAUAAUAGAAUUUGUUUUUUUUUCCGUUUUUAUACUUCGUUGCUGAAGUUCUGUUUUCCAGGAUACGAAAAGGACUAUGAAAAGCUCAAAGCUCAAGUCGAAGAAUAUUGCAAAAAGAAAAAACUAAAGCUGGUGACCAAGAAAACUCCUCCCAAGCAACUGGAGAUAAGAGAAAAAUAUGACUUCGGAAAAUAUACUUUUGAUGUUAUUACCGAGGCGGCAGGAAUAUUCGAAAUGAAGGUAUAAUUCUCUCAAAAGUCAAAAGAAUAAUUUAAAAAAAAACAUUUUAGGCUGAAGAUGCUGCUAAAGCCGUGAAAGCAAGUGAGGACGCCAAGGCCAACAAAAAUACUGGUGAGCUUUGA
Messenger RNA from Caenorhabditis auriculariae, 8007 nucleotides. The record is from the annotation of a GenBank genome assembly. NCBI's taxonomy places the organism in Eukaryota, Metazoa, Nematoda, Chromadorea, Rhabditida, Rhabditidae.